AUGAAUCAACAUUUUCAUACAGAGGUUAUCAAUUACUAUAUGGAAGGACUUAUAUAUUAGAAAAUGGGGGAUAAGAAUUAAGCACUCUAAGACUAUGACAAGGUAAUUGAAUUGAAUCCUAAAAACCAGUUGCCUUAUUAUUAAAGAGGUUAUUAGAAUAUUCUAGUGACUAGGAGUUCUAUAGAGUGAAAUUGGAAAUAAAGAUCAGGCCCUAAUAGAUUUAAUACUAGUAUUGCAUUGGAUCCUAAUAAUUCCAAUGUUUAUAAUAAAAGAGGUAAUUAAGCUAUUAAGUGUGAAAGGUGCUCUUUUAAAAGAACUUAAUGUAAACGAUAAAGCAUAUUAAGAUUACAAUAAGGCGCUUGAGUUGGAUUCUAAUAAUCUAUUUGCUCUUGCCAAUUUAGGUGAUCUAUAUUAUAAAAGGUAAAAUUACAUUGUAUCUUUUGAUUAAUAUUACCGAGUACUUAAUUUAUUGAUAAAUAUAAACCUCAGUAAAUCAAUCAGUUGAAUUUAUAAGAAUGGCAAAUCUUCAUAAUUCAAGAAAAAUUCAAGUUAUUCCAAGAAAUUUAAGACAGAGCAAUUUAGUUAAAAAUAGAACUUUAAAAACCACUAAGCCAAUCGAAUUAUGAUCAGUUCUCAAUAAAUGAUAUUAAAAGAUUAUUUCGUUGUUUAGAAAGAUAAAUAAAAAAAAAAUUGAAACCAUAAACAGAAUUUUCAAAGCUGGAAAAAAAACAACAAGAACUUUUUGAAUUAUUAUCGACUAAAGAAGAUAUGAUUAGCUUAAUAAAUAGGUGGCUUAAUCACUUCAAAUGGCAAAGUAAUAAAACCCUACUGUUCAAUUAGAGGAAGAAGCUAAAUUGAAGCGGAUGGAUGACUAAUUUAUUGAAGAAGACUAUCUAAACUUCACAAAGUUGAAAGUAAUCAUUAAUUAUAUUAUUACAAUACUUUGUUUUAAUCUUUGUAUUGCUCUCUAUAAGUAAUCCUAGAGAAUUAAUAAGAAUUAUCACAAAUAAAUAAAGAUCAUCUAAUUGAAAAUUAAUGAAAAAUAUUAGAAGGAAUAUAUGUUUAAAUUUUUACUCUUAAACCAAAGAUUGAAAUAGAUAGAGAAGCAUUUGACCUUGUAAAUUAAGCCUUAGAUAAUUGAUAUAAUCUGAAAAGAAAUAUAAAAUUUAGGUUAGGCUUCAUAGAUUGACCAAUAUAUAUAAAUUCUAGAACAAUACCAAUCUCUUCGAAUUAGAAAAAGAACUCAAAAUAGCUAUUAUUGAACUUGCAAUGUAAUAAUCAAAGGAUUUGUAGGACGAAAGUAAUUCAUAGUUAGGUGAAUUUGUAACAAAACUAAGCACUGCAAAAUACCAAAAAGAGCAAAAUGUGCAUUAAAAGACUGGAAUCCAUGAUGCUUUGAUCGUUAUCAAAUAAUUAGAGGAUAGGUCAGUUUCAGUUAAGGAAUGA
Molecule: messenger RNA, 1446 nt
Organism: Paramecium octaurelia
Lineage: Eukaryota; Ciliophora; Oligohymenophorea; Peniculida; Parameciidae
Source: the annotation of a GenBank genome assembly